AUGAUUCGUUUACGAAAACUACUCUCAGUUUUUUUUCAUUUCUCUAGGAUAGUGUUUGAUAGGUGGAUCGAGAUCGAGCUGCUGGAUCCAGAGGCUGCACAAAGGUCUCUUGCCGCUGCGAUCUGGCUCCGUACCAGUCUUGACCGUCUCCUUCAAAUCAAACUGGAAGAGUUGCGAGGCCGUUGGCUAAGAUGUGCGGAGGAGAGUGGUGAGGACAACUUGGUAGAGAAGAUGGCCACAGAUCUGGCCCCCUCCACUGACUGCUCGACUCACACCAGUAAACGUGUCUCAGAGUGGCGACGCUUACAACGCCUAUUGUGCGAACACCUUGCGGCCUUUCUGGGCCAGCAAACCUCUGGAUUGCACACUCUGCGGAAAUUGAGCGCUGCCGAUUCUAAAAACCUCUUUCGUGUGUCUUCACCCGAUGGCAAUGCCAAUGCACUUCCGUCACUUCCCUCUUCAGAGUUUAACGUUGUUCGCGUCAAUCCUGAGAAAGGAGGAUUUCAGGUUACUGCAUUUCUCACUAUAAAUUCACUGCGUGCAGAUGCACCAAAAGCCAAACUGCCGCACAGUGUAACUGCUGACAAUAUCGAGGACUCGCAGAAUCUGGAGAGUGAGGAUGAAGGGAAUGGAGGCGAUGAUGCAACAACAGCAAAUCUAGAGUGUCUGGAUCUAGCUCUGCGCCUACAUAAGCAAGUUGCGUUGGCUCAGGAGGCGGGUCGGAGCAGCGAGUUUGCUCAACUUCGCGAAAUGGAGGUGCCAAAGAAAGAUGAAAGUGGCGAAUGUGGAAGCGAGUUCAUCGACGAAAACCAAGCAGUGAAUAGAUGCGAACAUUGUGGUGAACGGCUCCCCAACAAACCUUCGGCCGCUGACCUUCUGAGACAUAAGAAACACUGUAAAGGAAGAGCAUCGUAG
Hydatigera taeniaeformis is the source of this 915-nucleotide messenger RNA. The record is from the annotation of a GenBank genome assembly. NCBI's taxonomy places the organism in Eukaryota, Metazoa, Platyhelminthes, Cestoda, Cyclophyllidea, Taeniidae.